This is a messenger RNA of Funneliformis geosporum, 3581 nucleotides long. The record is from the annotation of a GenBank genome assembly. Lineage: Eukaryota; Fungi; Glomeromycota; Glomeromycetes; Glomerales; Glomeraceae.
GAACGACAAUUGCAAUUAGUGGGAUGGUUUUAUUAUAUAUCGAAAUGUUACAAUGUGAUAUGAUUUAUCCGUCUAAUUGGCCAAACGGAUCGAGAAGAUUUAUACAAAAACCAUCUGAAUAUGGAAUUCCAUAUUCGGAGGUUACGAUGGUUACGGAAGAUAGUAUUCGUUUAAGAGCAUUUAUCUGCAAAAGACCGAUAGAUAGAGAAGCUAGAAAAAGACCCACUAUUUUAAUGUUUCAUGGUCAUCGAUUACCGAUUGCAGAAAGAUUCUAUAAUGAAUUUAAAUGUAAUGUGAAACAAUCCAUAAUCAAAGUCUAUGGACAAUCAUUGGGUGGCGCUGUAGCUAUUGACUUGGUUUCAAAAAACGAAUCAAAGGUCAACGCAUUGAUCAUUGAAAACACAUUUCUUAGUAUACCGAAAUUGGUUCCACAUAUACUACCAAUACUACGAUAUUUAACAUUCAUGUGUUCACAAAUUUGGCCAUCCGAAAAAUCGAUAAAAAAGAUUAAGUUUAUACCAAUAUUAUUUUUAUCCGGAACAAGAGAUGAAGUUAUACCGCAACAACAGAUGAAAAAAUUAUUCGAAUUAUCUCAAACCAGUGGCGGUAAAGAAUGGAAAGAAUUUUUAUAUGGUAGUCAUAAUGAGACCAUUUUUCAACCUGGUUACUUUCAAUUUGUUGGGGGAACAAUAGUUGUUAGUAGUGGUAUUGCCAUAUUAUACUCUGUUCAACGGAAUUCAAUUUAUACAUCGAAUUAUCCCGAAGGCUCAAGAAAGCAUGUACCAAAACCUUCUGAAUAUGGUAUUCCUUAUUCUCCUGUUAUUUUAACGACAAAAGAUAAUGUUAAUAUUCGGGCUUAUGUUUGUAAAAGGCAUACUGAAGACGAAGCAAGUUCUCGUCCUACCGUUUUGAUGUUUCAUGGAAAUGGAGGAAAUAUGGGUCAUCGAUUACCUAUAGCUGAAAGAUUUUUCAAAGAUUUUAAAUGUAAUGUUGUAAUGGUUUCCUACAGAGGAUAUGGUCGCAGCGAAGGAACACCUACCGAGAAGGGGCUUUGCUUGGACGCUCAGGCCGCUUUACAAUAUAUAAAACAAGAUGAAAUUUUAAGACAUACUAAAUUAAUAGUAUAUGGACAGUCACUAGGAGGAGCCGUAGCAAUUAACUUGGUAGCAAGAAAUGAAAGAUGUGUUAACAUAUUAAUCUUGGAAAAUACAUUCCUCAACAUUCAAAAAGUUCUUCCAAAAUUAUUUCCAAAUUUUAAUUUUCUCAGUUCAGAUAUUUGGCCAUCAGAGCAAAUGAUAAAAAAAAUUAAAACAAUCCCAAUAUUAUUUUUAUCAGGCAAAAAAGAUGAAAUCAUACCACCAUUUCAUAUGCAAAAAUUAUUUGAAUUAUCCCAAACUAGUGGUGGUAAAGAAUUGAUUGAAUUUAAUGAAGGCAGUCAUUUAGAUACGGUUCAACAACCAAAUUACUUUCGGAACAACUCUAUGACAGUUCGUCUUGACGUUUGGUCAAGUGACGAUAUUGACGAUAGUCGUAAUCGUUUUAUCGGAAAUUCUUUUUCAGAAAUGGAUAAUUUAAAACGUAGACACAACACUACAGCACAAACACAAGAGUAUGAGCCCGUUCCUUUUGAACCGGACCUCAAUUAUGUUAAAACACAAAAACCACCACGUUUACCUUCUACAAAGUUAGAAGAACUUCGAGCCAUUUAUAAUGAUUACUACGAUAUCAUUCAUCCUUUAUUCUUCACUGUUUUAUCAUUUUGGACAAGAUUUUAUUUAAUUUCCCUUUCGGAUAUCGUAUUAUGGGACGAGGCGCAUUUCGGCAAAUUUGCAUCACAUUAUCUCAAACAAGAAUUCUACUUCGAUGUGCAUCCACCUCUUGGUAAAAUGAUCGUUGCGUUGGCGGGGUUGCUCGUCGGAUAUGAUGGAUCUUUCGACUUUGCAUCUGGAUCUAAAUAUCCGGAAAAUUUAAAUUAUGUCUUAAUGAGAAUCUUCUUGGCUUCGUUUGGUGCAUGGAUGGUACCUUUGGCUUAUUUUACAGCCAUCGAAUUGGAUUUUUCUCAACAUGCCGUUAUUUUAGUAGCCUUGAUGGUGUUGUUAGGCAAAUCCUUUUCGAUUGAUUGGUGGUUAUGGCUGGCCUUGACCGGAAUUUCUAUCGGUUGUGUCACAAGUGUUAAGUGGGUCGGAUUAUUUGUAACAGCAUUGGUUGGAUUAUAUACAAUCGAAGAUCUUUGGGAUAAAUUUGGAGAUUUAAACAUGCCAAAGUUACUUUAUUUACAACAUUGGAUUGCAAGAAUCAUCUGUUUAAUAAUACUUCCAAUUUUAAUUUAUAUGUUGAGCUUUGUGAUACAUUUUGCAAUCCUCACUAAUAGUGGGCCGGGAGAUGCUCAGAUGAGUUCUCUCUUUCAGGCUGGCCUCUAUGGCAAUAACUUUGCAGAAAAUCCUCUUGAAUUAGCAUAUGGAUCAAGGGUUACAAUUAAGAACAUGGGAUUUGGUGGUGGCCUUUUACAUUCUCAUGUUCAGGCAUAUCCAGUAGGAUCAGAACAGCAACAAGUAACUUGUUAUCAUCAUCAUGAUGUUAACAAUGAUUGGUUUAUUAAAAAAACGAGAGAAGCACCGAUUAGCAAUAAUGAGAAUGAGGUUGAAUUUGUGCAUGAUAAAGAUAUGAUUAUAUUAUUCCAUGCUCAAACUGGAAGAAAUUUACAUAGUCAUCAAGUUGCGGCUCCAGUAACGAAAUCACAAUGGGAAGUUAGUUGUUACGGCAAUGAAACAAUUGGGGAUUUAAAUGAUUAUUGGGUGGUUGAAGUUGUAGAUGAUAUGUAUACAAAGACAGAUCGUAUUAGAUCAUUAACGACUCGCAUGAGAUUUCGUCAUAAACAUCUCGGAUGUUAUCUUCGAGCUGCCAAUGCGGCUUUACCACAAUGGGGGUUUAAGCAGAUCGAAGUGACUUGCGAUAAACAAAAUAAUCCAAGGGAUUUUCACACUUAUUGGAAUAUAGAGCGACAUUGGAAUGAUUUGCUGCCAAGCGGAGGUAGAGCCUAUUAUAAGUCAAGUUUUUUAAAUGAUUUCUGGCAUUUAAAUGUUGCCAUGUAUACAACAAAUAAUGCACUUGUUCCUGAUCCUGAUAAAGAAGAUAUUCUUGCAUCUACACCAGGACAAUGGCCAUUUUUAAAGGUUGGGUUAAGGAUGUGUAGUUGGGCAGAUGAUGUGGUUAAAUAUUAUUUACUUGGAAAUCCAGUGGUAUGGUGGUCUGGUACAGUAUCCUUGAUCAUAUUCGUAGUUACAUUACUUUGGUAUUUGGUAAGACGACAGAGAGGAUAUAAGGAUUUUUCACCAGCUCAAUGGACACAUUUCUUAUACGUUGGAAAAGUAUGUGGAAUAGGCUGGUUAUUACAUUAUUUACCAUUUUGGAUAAUGGGAAGAGUUACAUAUUUGCAUCAUUAUUUCCCAGCAUUAUAUUUUUCAAUAUUAAUGGCAGCAUUUAUGACGGAUCAUUUAACUAACAUAGCAUUUGGUAUAGAUUAUCCUUCUAGUGAAUUUGAAGGUAGGAAAUGGGUUAAAACUUGGAAUAUUGUAGAUUAA